AUGACACUUCCAAUACCAACGAACAUGAGUCAACAACCCAUGUCCGAAAUUAAACAGAGCAAGGUGAAACGUCUUAGUUGGAAAGUCGGCUCCAAGAUCCCGAAAUUUAUCAGGACGCCAUCGUCACAAACUAAAAGGUCCGAGUCGUUUGGAAGUGGUGUUGACACAGUCAACGACCGUGAAAACCUGAGCAAUCUAUUGUCCUCAUCACCCAGCGAUUUGACAAGUCCAAAGUACAACGCCAAUAAAAAUGUUGAUUCAAACACGAAUCGGGUGAAGAGCAAGGAAUAUGCCACGUUGGGAGCAAAUAAUAAUUCUGGAAAGGUUGAUGUUCGCGACAUACCAGGGAUAUAUGCACCAUCCGAAUCAUUUAAAAUUGAAAAUAAUUAUUCUGCUCCUUCUUUAAUAUUGAAUCUUGAAAAAUUGUCAACAACCACUACGAAAACACAAAAAAAGAAUAUCAAAGCUUCCCCGUCGAAAACUCUACCGAGAAAUUUUUGGCGUUUGAUUGGCAAGAAAAAUAAGCCACCUGAGCUUGUAACCACACCUCUUUCACCAUCACCAACCAACCAAUUCUCAUACACUUCACCAUUUGGCGUUCCAGAAAAGGUUCCAAAAAAGAGGCGAGGUAAUAGACCGAUAAGUGGCAAUUUCUCUCUCGCAAAACAAACGUUGGUCAAUCUGAUGCUGCGUAAAGGACGAAAUCAGUCACCCGAAGAUUCUUCCACGACCACUGAGGGUGAUCCAGUGACGACCUAUGAAAGCUUUCCCGAUCCCGAUCGGGAGGAUUUUAUCAAUGUGAAUUCUUGGGAUUUACCCGACUCAUUAUCGGCAACCGAGGACGCUGCUGGUGUAUUACAAAUGAUUGAAUACGAUGGCAUAUACAUAAAUGGUGUAAAGGUCAACUAG
Molecule: messenger RNA, 909 nt
Organism: Acaulospora colombiana
Lineage: Eukaryota; Fungi; Glomeromycota; Glomeromycetes; Diversisporales; Acaulosporaceae
Source: the annotation of a GenBank genome assembly